UGUUUUUCAGGGAAGCAGGAGCUCAGCAGCAUGUCGGGGAAGCCCAGGCUGACCUACUUCAAUGGAAGGGGAAGAAUGGAGCCAGUACGAUGGCUGUUGGCAGCAGCCGGCGUGGAGUUUGAAGAAGUUUUUCUGGAAACAAAAGAGCAGUAUCAAAAGCUAAUCAAAGAUGGAGUCCUGCUGUUCCAGCAAGUGCCCCUGGUGGAGAUGGAUGGGAUGAAGAUGGUGCAGACCAGAGCCAUCCUCAGCUACAUAGCAGGGAAAUACAACCUCUAUGGGAAAGACUUGAAGGAGAGAGCCCUGAUUGACAUGUAUGUGGAAGGAAUAACAGAUCUGAUGCAAAUGAUUUUGAUGUUUCCUUUCUCCUCGCCUGAGACAAAGGAGAAAACUCUUGACUCAAUUAAGGAGAGAGCAACUAACAGGUACUUCCCGGUCUUUGAAAAGGUUUUGAAACAGCAUGGCCAAGACUUUCUCGUGGGCAACAAGUUCAGCUGGGCAGAUGUUCAGCUAAUUGAAGCCAUUUUAGCAGUGGAGGAGAAAAUACCUGCCGUGUUGUCAGGAUUUCCUCAGCUGCAGGCUUUUAAAAUAAGAAUGAGUAAUAUGCCAACAAUUAAGAAGUUUCUGCAGCCUGGCAGCCCAAGGAAACCCCCACCAGAUGAACGUUAUGUAGAAACUGUGUUGAAGGUUUUUAAGUAA
Merops nubicus (carmine bee-eater) is the source of this 696-nucleotide messenger RNA. Its product is annotated as glutathione S-transferase 3-like. The transcript has 6 exons. Gene Ontology annotation, molecular function: glutathione transferase activity. Bases 31 to 696 code for a protein of 221 amino acids. Gene Ontology annotation, biological process: glutathione metabolic process; xenobiotic metabolic process. NCBI's taxonomy places the organism in Eukaryota, Metazoa, Chordata, Aves, Coraciiformes, Meropidae. The record is from RefSeq and is a predicted model, not a curated record.